AUGGUACCUGGCCGCCGGGACCGUGCCCAUCGACCUCCUGAGCGCAAAAUGACCAUAUACCACCGCCACUUGGAGCUAGGGUUAGAUCUCCCCAUCCUUCCGUUUGUGGUGGCACUUAUGAAGGCCUACGAGAUGCCCCUGUCGUGGUGGGCGCCUAACUCGAUCCCAUUUAUCAUGGGAUUCCUUUACGUUUGCCAACUGGUGGGUGUUAAGGCAGAUGUAUUCCUUUUCUGCUGCUUUUUCAAGUUGAUUAAAUCGGAACGCAACUAUACUGGCUGGUUUAGUUUCCAGCACAACCCCCUGACCGGGUCCCACACGCUUGUCUUAGUGGAGAAACGCGGCGAGCCCUGGAGGGAGUCAUUUUUCUAUGUGAAUACAGGUGGAAUUGAGGUCCCGCCUUGGUAUGUUGAUUCGGAUCCCAAGGUGACUCUGGAUCCUUGGAGCGACGCCGAUCGGAUCAAUUUUGAUAGUCGAAAAGAGGAAAUCGAUAAACUGCGAGCCUACGACGUGUGUUGUCCCAUACCGAUGUUCAACUGCACUGCAAAAUUAUCUAUGCGAAUGCCGCAGGGACGCCCUGCUUUUAUCCGCGACGUGGACGUGGAUGGCUUGCCAAUGAUGAAGGUGAUUCAGGAUAUUUGCGCGUACUUGGAGUCUGCCCAGAACAUCCGGGAUCUAGAGUGUGGCCCCAUGAUAGCCUUUGACAUGCCCGACGGAGUUGCGACUCCUCCCCUUUCUCCUAGCAGCUCUUCCGGUCACUCUGGAUCUGGAAGCUCAUCCAGCCCUGGUUCUGGAAAGGAUUUUCAAGAUAAAAUAUCCGACAUUCCAGAACCCCCUGAGAAGACCGAAGAUGUGGACAUUGAGAAUGCCACUCGUAUCGAGCUGGCUAUGCACUUAGGUGGCGAUCAUCCGCCAAGCCCGGAUGUUGUUUUGACGUCCCUUCCCACCUUGGGUGGAAGAUAUUCCACCGCCGCGUUGCAUGUGGUUGGGGAGGGUACUAGUGCGGAUUCGGGUGUCGCUAACGCUACUGGGGACGACAUGAUUACUGUGAGCAUCCUGGACCCGAUGGUGGAUUCCGAAAACUCCGUGUAUUACCAUCGGAUCAUGUCGGGUAUCCUCAAUCCAGCGUGCCACGGGAAUCAAGACCGGGAAGCCAAGGAACAGCAGCUACGGGAGAUUGUGCGGGCCAUACAUACCGUGGAAUUCCAGGCGUUGCGUCUGGUGCUGAAGCGAUGCUAG
Molecule: messenger RNA, 1236 nt
Organism: Oldenlandia corymbosa var. corymbosa
Lineage: Eukaryota; Viridiplantae; Streptophyta; Magnoliopsida; Gentianales; Rubiaceae
Source: the annotation of a GenBank genome assembly